AUGCGGAACUACCACGAGUACGCGACGAACACCAAACUGGGCUCAUUGACAUUCGAUCUACGCAAAGGCAAGACACGCUAUGGCAUGACCAGCCGCUCAAUGGCAGUCAAUGGUAUUGAUGUGGUCCUGGACAGUGUGGACGACGCCGUGGUGUGGGAGGGCAGGGUCACAUUACAAAGCGACAGAUACGAUG
Messenger RNA from Sphaeroforma arctica JP610, 193 nucleotides. RefSeq lists its product as hypothetical. The transcript has a single exon. The record is from RefSeq and is a predicted model, not a curated record. Lineage: Eukaryota; Ichthyosporea; Ichthyophonida. The annotation marks the transcript as partial.